This is a messenger RNA of Parnassius apollo (apollo), 825 nucleotides long. NCBI's taxonomy places the organism in Eukaryota, Metazoa, Arthropoda, Insecta, Lepidoptera, Papilionidae. The record is from the annotation of a GenBank genome assembly.
AUGCCUGCGACGUUUGGGUCGACUGGAUCGAGCGAACCAAGAGCAAAUACAAUGGCCAUUAUACAGUCCUGUUGUUGCUGGAGGAGCCUUCGUUGCGGUUGCUACGCAUCGGCGUUUUAUACGAUGGCUUACUUCGCCGUAACCAUCGUAAUCAUGGGACAUUUCAUAGAAGUUGAAGAACGUUACCUUAGUGGCAAAAUGAAAGAACCAGAAUCAGAAAGUUUUCUGGAACCUGAUAAAAUCACUUCAAUUACCGUUUCUUUAAACAUCACUCUACUUGCAUGUAGUUCUUUCGGAUUCGUUGCUUGUGUACUCCUAAUCAUAGGUGUCUACAAGGAUAUUAAAUUAUGUUUGCUGCCGUGGAUCGUCGCAAUGGUACUUGAAACUCUUGUCGAAGUUAUCAAUGUCGUCUAUCUGUUUUAUUUGCAGACUAUUUAUGCUAUGAUUUGCGUAAUAUCACAGUUUCAAGAGUACUUAGAAGGUCGUGGUACCGCUGCUUUUGAUAACAGGGACAGGCUCGCCGCAGUGCAAUACACUGUUACUGCACAGCAUACCACCACCACCAGCUCAGCCCCGAGUGGUCGCCGUCGAUCCGCCGGAAAGCCCAUGCAGAGUCGUUAUGAUCCCGAGGAGAUCUCACAGGCCCCAGCACAGGCUAUUUCUUCCGCACUUUCAAAAAUUUCACGCCCUGCGUUAAAAAAACACGUACAGUUUCCGGAUGAACACAGUUGCAUCGAAGAGGCCACUGAAAGAAAAUCUGAAGCCCGCGUGAUUAGUUCUUUGUGGAUGGAGUUGGAGUCUGAAGCACCGGCUCCGGAGCGCUGA